Messenger RNA from Lolium perenne, 948 nucleotides. Lineage: Eukaryota; Viridiplantae; Streptophyta; Magnoliopsida; Poales; Poaceae. The record is from RefSeq and is a predicted model, not a curated record.
AUGAGGAAUGGUUUCUUAAGCAGGCCUCUGCCACUAACCUCAUCUCUGGAUAGUCCUGUGAUUCAGUAUGCUGAUGACACCCUACUUAUUUUGCCUGCUAAUGAAGGUCAGCUGUUGCUCCUGAAGAAUCUGCUGAUCGACGUUGGUAAUGCAACUGGGCUGAAGACAUCACCGCCGUCUCACCGUGGCAAACAAAACGGGACCAACAGGAUCAAGGAGAACCAGCCGAGAACGAGAGACAGCAGGUCGGCAGACACGCUGGAGGGCCCCGCCUCCACCGCCGCCUGCGAGCACCGGCCGGACGCAUCGACAGGAGCAAACCAGGCCCACCUGGCCCGGCCGAACCAGAGGGGGUUCGUGAAGCUCCCGUCCGCGCUCUGCAGUACACGUGCCACCAGCACCGCUGCACCCAGCCCAAGACGUUUCCUCUCACCGCCGGAAGCAGCAGGGGCAGAACCCGGCCCGCCUGGACCCAGAUGGGCCCCGAAGGGCCCAGAUCUGGGCCAGGCAGGCGCCAGCCCUAGCCAUCCCGCCGCCCCGCAACCAAGCGGUUGCUGCUGCCGUCGUCCCCGCCACCCGACGUCGCGCCGCCCCGGGAUGCGCCGCCGCGCCACCCAGGGAAGACCCUCACCGCCGGAGCCGAAGCCGACACUGAGCGCACCGCCACCGACCGAGGAGACCCCGUGUCUCCCCUCCACGCGCGCGGGAAAGGCUGCUCCGCCGCCGCCGGCACCGCACGGGGCUUUGCCCGACGGCUCUGCGCCGACGGCGGCGGCCGUGGAGGCCGGAGGAGGAGGGCGAGGGGGCGCUAGAGUGCUGGGGGCCCUCCUGCCGCCCGCGGGGAGCGGCAGCAAGGGCCGGGGGAGAGGAGGGGGUGGGGGUGGGGGUCGGGCCGGAGGCGAGGACGGCCUGGCGGCGGAGGCGCGACGGGGCGGAGCGGAACCCUAG